AUGAGUACGGUUUUACCAAUUAAGAAGACUGUCGUCAUCAUCGGUGCGGGGAUCGCAGGGCUCAAAUCUGCAUCUACAUUGCACCAAAACGGCGUUCAAAAUUGUGUCAUUCUCGAAGCCAGAGAUAGAAUAGGUGGCAGACUACAUACCGUUACAGGCUACCAAGGACGGAAAUAUGAUAUAGGUGCUAGCUGGCACCACGACACAUUGACAAAUCCUUUAUUUUUAGAAGAAGCUCAACUAACUUCUAGAGACGGGAAGCAGAGGUUUGUUUUCGAUGACGACAACUUCAUUUAUAUCGACGAAGAACGUGGAAGAGUUGAUCAUGAUGAAAAACUGCUAUUGGAGAUUGUGGACAAUGAAAUGAGUAAAUUCGCAGAAUUGGAAUUUCACCAACAACUAGACGUUCCAGACUGCUCCUUUUUUCAAUUGGUGAUGAAAUACUUAGUCCAAAGACGCCAAUUUCUUACUAAUGAUCAAAUUAGGUAUUUUCCGCAACUAUGUCGAUAUUUGGAAUUGUGGCAUGGAUUAGACUGGAAACUUUUAAGUGCAAAGGAUACAUACUUCGGUCAUCAAGGAAGAAACGCCUUUGCUUUAAAUUAUGACUCUGUGGUUAAACGAAUUGGUGAAAGCUUUCCUCAAGAAUGGAUGAGGUUGAAUUGUGAAGUCAAUUCGAUUAAGCGCGAACCUUCAGGAAAUGUGACAGUGACCUGUGGUAAUGGCACCGUAUACCAUACUGACUACGUUAUUGUCACUAUUCCUCAAAGCGUAUUGAACUUAUCCAUAAAGCCCGAUAAGGAUCUUCAAGGGAGAAUAGAAUUCCAGCCUGCGUUGAAACCAGUGAUUCAAGAAGCUUUCGAAAAAAUUCACUUUGGUGCUCUCGGUAAAGUUGUUUUUGAGUUUGAAGAAUGUUGUUGGUCGAAGGAAAGUUCCAAAAUUGCGACUUUGGCCAACUCAUCUGAUGACUUUGUCAAACAAGUUCGUGAUGCCAAAGAUUUGGAUGACUUGAAUUCUAUGCUAGAAAAAAAUGCCCUGAAAGGACACACAAAUGUUAGCUGUUGGGAUCAACCUUUGCUUUUUGUAAAUCUGUCAAAAACUACAGGGGUAGCAAGUUUUAUGAUGCUGAUGCAAGCGCCGCUAUCUAAUUAUAUAGAAUCCAUCAGAGAUGAUAAAGAGUCCAUUUUUAAAUUCUUCCAACCCGUUUUAAACAAGAUCAUGAAAUGUCUAAAUUCUGUAGACGUUAUUAAUGGCAUGAAUUCAGCUGAAAAGCAUAUUGAUAAACCAACUCUGAAAAAUAUUAUUGUCAGUAAUUGGACACGCGAGCCUUACUCCCGUGGUGCUUAUUCAGCCUGUUUUCCAGGGGAUGAUCCUGUUGAUAUGGUCGUUGCUAUGUCUAAUGGUCAAGAUUCUCGUAUAAGAUUUGCAGGCGAACACACUGUUAUGGAUGGUGCCGGGUGUGCUUAUGGUGCCUGGGAAAGUGGUAAGCGAGAGGCAAAUCACAUCUCUAAUUUGAUGUAG
This is a messenger RNA of Saccharomyces eubayanus, 1518 nucleotides long. It is a transcript of the gene FMS1, whose product is annotated as polyamine oxidase. Gene Ontology annotation, molecular function: oxidoreductase activity. The record is from RefSeq and is a predicted model, not a curated record. Bases 1 to 1518 code for a protein of 505 amino acids. NCBI's taxonomy places the organism in Eukaryota, Fungi, Ascomycota, Saccharomycetes, Saccharomycetales, Saccharomycetaceae. The transcript has a single exon.